GCCCGUGCAGCACCGCGCCAUCCCCAUCACCGCGGCUGCGGGCGUGCCGGCCGCGAGAGACGCCGAAAUGGCAGCAGCGGCGCCAUCCAUGGAGGCCACCAUGUUGCACGGCACAAGGGGGCGCCAUGUUGUACGGAGCCGGGGGCAGCUCCCGUACGGCGCCAAUGUGUCGUCACGGGCGCGGGGCGGGCGGUUGGAUUUGAACGGGGCGGCGGCGACCGGGGAGCGGGAACCGGGACCAAGGACCCGGAAACCGGGACUCGGGAGCGGGGGGCCCCGAGCGGGAGGAAAAGCACAUCCUUCAGCAAUGGACAAGAUUUAUAUAGACCCUAACAUGGAAAAUGAUAACACGGAGCACAUCACAAGGAAGCGACUGUCCUCUAUUUUGAAGGCUCCACGAAAUCCUCUGGAUGAUCUGGGAAAUGGGAAUGAAAUGACCCAGGACAUCCACGCGGAGAGGCGCAGGAGGAGCUCGCGCAGGGUCAGCUUCGCCAACACCAUCAACUGCAGAGUCUUCCAGCGAGAUCUUAAGAACAGCGCAUCAGAGACAGAAAAUACAGGUUGUUCAGCAGAUGAGAAGGAUGAUGCCUUGACUAAUCAGAAUGAAGACCCUGGGGCUGUUCCAUGUGAGAUCACUGGGAUGAACACUUUGCUUCAUGCCCCCAUCCAGGCCUUGGGGCAACAGACUGAGUGGCCUGAUGUGGACCAGGCCGCUCUGAGGACAGACAGGCAGGACGCCACGCUCCUCUUCUCGGAGGAGAACGAGAUGGAGAUGACAGCCAGCCACACAGCCGUGAUCUCACGGAACCUCACAGCCCACCAGCCUGACACCACCCAGAAAAUAGACUUCACCUCCUUCCUGGCCAAGCUGAACUCCAGCCAGGGGAGGGCAGAAAGCAGCAAGGAGUUGGGUUUGCUGUCUGACCCCACAAACCGUCUGGGCCCGUCUUUGGAACAGAAGGAAGAAGCCACUACUGCGAAAAAAAUAGAUUUCAAUGAAUUUCUGCUGAGGCUGAAGUCAAGCAAUCCUGCUGAGAGACCUGACAAGGAAAAUGUUUGCUGUGUCCCUUCCCAAGGCCUGGGAGACGUGACAAGACUCUCCGGGGAAUUUGGCUAUUCCCAGGAGCUGCAGGACACGUGCAACGUGACCAAAGUGUUCCGAGGCCGAGAAGGUGGGAUGGAGAUGACCAAAUGCGAGGCAGCUGAUGUUAAAAUUCCAUUCCCUGGCCCCAGUGAGCUUCCUCCAGAGCAGUGGGAGUGUGCAGACCUCACCGAGGCGUUUGCAGACGAGGGUAUGGACGUGACAACCAGUCACACAGCAAAAGUGUCCUUUGCCCUCUCUGCUGUCAGGAACCAAAGUCUCAACUUCCAAAAGGAUUUCCCACCCACAGAGCUGGAUAAUUCUGUGUUCAGGAGGGCAUCUGACCACAACUUAAGUGUUCAGCAGGACCCUCAGCUUUGUGCAGACAGGAGAACAGCAAAUGCUGAAGGCAGAAGAGACCCCCCAGUGCUGCGGGCUGGGAAACAGGAGGCCAGGGCAUUGUCUGCCAUCCAGGGAUCCGUUUCGUCUGAGACCAUCUUCCGAGGGGACAAAACUGUUGUGUUUUCCAAGUGUGACGACAUGGAAAUGACUGGGAAUUACACAGACAUCAUCUACCAGGCCAGCACCACAGAACAGAACAGUUCAUGCCAUAAAAUCUGUGAAAAGCCAGUGAGUACCAACGCUCCUCUCGCAGGGAGCAGAUCCCUGGCGUGUGGUGACAUCUCAAAGAGUGUGGCACCUGGAGAUUAUCCUGCUGCUGGGCCCUGUAAAAUCAGUGCAGUGGCACUGCCUUCAGCUUUAGGUGGACACGUGGAAAACCUGUCCCAAGCCCACGGUCCUGCUGCAGCCAGCACUGGGUUUGGCUCAUACAUGCAUUUGGCAGCUGGCAGCGUCGUGAAGAGCAGGUUUGAUCCUUCUGCAAACCCCCAGCUUGUUUUUUCAGGUGAGAAGACAGUGAUAUUCACAGGAGAAGACAUGGACUUGGCUAAAACCUUUGUUAAGGAUGGUGGAGAGAGUGUUGGUCAUGAACAUCCCACUGCAGCGUUCACCUCUGUCACCUGCAAACCUCAUUUCCUGGGUGACAGAUCCAUGUCCUCCAACGUAACUGAGCAGGAAGAAAUGGAAAUAACAAGAUGCCACACUGUUUUCUUUGAUGGUCGAGGCAGUGGGAUAGCAGCAGAACCAAAACAAAUGCCCUGUAAAAUCAUUGCAAGAAAGAACCAGAACAAAAGUGUCACUAAGGGUGACGUAUCUGCAUAUUCUGUAGAUAUGGACAAGGAAAAUGUUGAAGUGAUUAGUAUUGAUGGGAAUAUUAAAAAGAGCCAGGCUAUGGAAAGGAAUGCUCAAGAUAUUUGGAUGGUAAUGGGUGAUAAGAAGCUUGGAAAAACCAACUUCCAGGCAAGUGGUCUGAGUUCCUGUGCCAAGAGCCUGUGUUUGUUACAAGAGCAAAACAGAGGUGAUCCUGAGAAUGUUGUCACUAACACCAAUGCAUCCUUGUCUUUGCAAAGCCAAGAAGUUGUACCAAAGCCUCUGGGAAAAAACCUUCCAAGCAACUCAGAUUUCUGCACAAGUGACACAACAGGUGUGUUUUUAGGUGAUCAAAGCAUGGACAUAACCAAAGCUCAUCCUGCUGCCUUGGAGAUUGCUCCUGUUAACACUGAGCAAGACUCCAAUGAUUAUAACCAAAACAGGUUAUCCAGGCAGCUGCAAAACCAGCCCUUCCCAUUUUCCAGUUGUCUUGGUGUGGAUAUCGUGAGUCAAACUGCAGCAAUGGGGUGUGGGGACUUGAAAAUGAGCACCAGUAAGCAAAUUGUUACUGCUUUGGCUCCAAGUGGUUCAUUUGCUUUCAGUAACAAUCCUGCUCCCUCUGGCCAGAGAGGAAAUGGACAGUUUGAGACAGUAAUAGGAAUAAAUGCAGAUGGCCAAAACUCAGAGAGGCAAGAGGAACCCCAGCCUGUGAAGGCAGUAAGCAAAAUAUUGCCAACCCAAGGAGACUCUGACAGACAUUUUUCCAUGGGUAAAAUAGGUUCUUUGAGAGAGGAUUUGAAAACUCCUCCCUCAGCUCAUGGGCUCCUCCAGAGGGGUGAGGAAGAGCCAGGGUGGGCCAGGACAUCUGAGGCACCCAAGGGAAGCUCCCAGUUGUCUUUAUUUGGAGAAAAGUCUGUUGUGUUUCCCCACGGAGAAAACAUGGACAUGACUGGCAGGUGCGUGGUGAUGGCUCCAGACUACAGCAUCAGCGUUGUUUUGUCAGAAAACAAAGCAGCCCCUGGAUGCUUUGGUCAAAGUGGGAAUGAAACCAUGUCCUUGGGAAAAGGAGCCACGAUGACAGCUCUGGUGGAGCUGGGAGGGAGGGAGGCUGCAGGUGGCAGAACCAUCAGUUUUGGUCCGGGUGAGGAUAUGGAGAUCACCACAACUCACACGGCAUGGCACAGACAGCCCACCCCAGCCAUUCCAGCUGACAAAACCAUCGUGUUUGCCCACGGCCAGGAGGACAUGGACAUCACUGCAUCCCACACUGUUGCUGUCAGUAAGAACAUCUGUGGGUCUGAGGCCCUGCAGGUGCCCCACACAAACGCCCAGCAGCCACCACAGCAUGUGCACGUUGGGUCGGUGCCCUGCAGUGCUGAAAUGGAUUCCUCACAACGAGCCACAAAACCUAAGGAUAAGCCCAGCAUUCCCUCUUCUGCCUCGUCAGACCCAGCAUUUCCUAGAGAGAAAGGAGCUACCCAGGGCCCCAGUGGCACAACACCAAAUUCCAUUUGUUCUGUCUCCCUUCCAGAAAGGACUGUGGAUGUGGGGACACCACAGGAUCAUGGCCUUCCCACAGACAAUUCUGUCCCUGUGGGCAGGGAGCAGGGUCUCACACCACCAGAAAACCUGCAAGCAAAGGGAGUAUCUUUUGAGUUCCCAAGUAAGGACACUGUGGAUCACAGGAAAGAAAGUGGCAGUUUGGGAUCCUCUGUUUCUGAUCCAAAGAAGGGGUCAGAUCCUUGGAAGGGUCAUCCAGAUGCCCCUAGUACCCAGAGAAACCAGCUAGGGGAAGAGGAUUCAUCUCGGUGUGGGGAUUCAGAUUUGGGCUUGGCUGGAGCAAACCUCAUUCCAGCUGCCAACAAGGAACCCAAGAAAAAUGAGGAGCUGCCAGCUGAAGGGGAGGCACCUCCAAAAGACUUUCAAAUAAACUCUGAACAAACUAGGCAGCCUUUGGUCAGUGACAGUGCAGGGGAUCAGGCACAUCCCACUCUUCAACCAGCAGCUCCAGGUGUUUUAGGUGUUUGUUCAAAACUGAUAGGUUUGACAAGGAAAUCUAUUUCCCUUUCCAAAACUGCUUCUUCUGACCAGUUGCCCAGUUCUUCAGCUCAGCCAGAGGAUACCCUGAGGUUGGGAAAAAACACUGUCAGUGAAGCAAAUAACUCCUUUGAUGUCAAAAAGCAGGAGAACACAGGUCUGGAAUCUGGAGCUGAUCCCAUAGGAAUGGCACCUAAGGAUAAAUAUCUAGGAAUAAAUAUCCCUCUGGGUAUAUUCCAGCCUAAAUUACCUAACAAGAGAAUUCAUGUUCCCAGUGCACCAGAAAUAAGUACAAAAUCAGACAGAGCAGAAGCCCCAGUUCCAGCAAACACCAGCGAAACCCCAGGUAAGAAGUCCAGCAGGCAGAACUUCAGUCCUUUUCAGUUCAUAGCAGAAGAAUUUCUCCCUGUGUGCCUGGAGGAAAUGGAUUCCAAUGAAUCUGUCAGCUCUGAACUCGUGGAAAACGCUUGGAGUGAUAAAAAACAAAUACCCCACUCCAAAAAGAGUCCAUUUGAAGAGACAAAAACUUGCAACAUGAAAAGAGCUUUAGGACAAACUGAGGAGGCUCUUCAAAGCCCAAAGAAGGCCAAGAGGGAUCAACAUGUGGAUGCUGAGGCCUCUCAAGGCUUGGAGGAGCAAGCAGACGCUGGAGAACCUCCAAAUCUCUCAGCUAAGAGCCCUGAGUGUCCUCAUGCCAGCACCAGCAGCUCCCUGGAUUCUGUCAAGGCUGACAUAGAGUCAACAAUCCAGCGCAGCAGUCAGGUGGAGUCCCAGCUUCUCACGGACAGCAUUUGUGAAGAAAAUUUAUGGGAGAAAUUCCAGAAUGGUGCUAUCACCGUUGGGGAGUUUUUUACCCUGCUUCAAGUCCAUGUUGUGAUUCAGAAGCCCCGGCACAGCCAGCUUCCAGCCAGUUGUGCAGUCAGUGCCCCUCCCUCUGCAGAAGAUCUCAUCUACAGCCAGUACGUUCACCGACCCAAGCUGAGGAUUUACGAGGAGGAUUGCCAGGAUCUGUCUCAGAAAAUAGCAGAGUUAAAACCACAUGUGACUGUCCUGGAUCAGCCCCUGGUGAACGUGAUCAGGAGUUUGUGGGAAGUAAUGAGAACCUGCACUGAUGAAGAGCUGAGUAAGUUUGGAGCAGAACUGAACAAGAUGAAAUCCUGUUUCACCAAGGAGGCCAAAAUCUUGUCUCACAAUGAGAAGGAGACAUUGUACAGGAAGCUGCUGCAGAGUGCUGAGGAGCAAUACAGAAAGCUCCAAUCAAGAAUAGAAAAGGUGGAUGACUGGAUGAAGGAGGCAGAGAGCUCCGUGGCUGCUCUGGAAUCAGAUUCUUUUUGGGAGGAAGAGGAAGCUGGCUGUGCUGCUGGAACAGCAGGAGGGCAGAACGUACAGGAAGAAUUGCGAAGCAUCACAGCCCAAGAAGAGGAGCUUAUGAGAGAACUGUCAGAGAUGGAUGCUGAGGAUGAGCUUGAUUUGGCUGAGAUGGAGAAGCUCAGCAAGACUGAAAGGGCCUGCCUGGAAAUCCUGCAGAAAUACGACUUCACUGAGUGGGAGUUGAUGGAAUGGAGUGAGCAGCAAGCUGUCUUUAAUUUUCUUUAUGACUCUGUGACGCUCACAGUUGUGUUUGGGCCCCCAAUAGAUGGUGAGUUUUUCGCUGCACGUCCUUCCAGAAGCAUCGCUAGCCUGGACUUUGAAUCUUUCCUGGAUGAGGAACAAGCUCCACCCUCCUCAUGUUUAGUCCAAAGACUCAUCUUCCAGUUCAUUGAAAGUCGGGGGAACUGGCAGGACAAGUGUCCCACACUGCACUACUUGCCCCAGGCUCUCUUUGACAUCUCCUUGGUGGUGAAUCGCUGCAAAACCUUGGGAGAGGAGUUGGAAUUUCUGCAGAGGUGGGGUGCAAAAUUCCAUCUCCUGGAGACAGAUAUCAAAGGCACAGAGGUGAAGCUUCUGUUCUCCUCUUCGGUGGCUUUUGCAAAGUUUGAGCUGACUCUGGCUGUCUCUCCUGAUUACCCAUCUGCUGUGCUUCCCUUCAGGGUCCAAACCCACCUCGGGAAUAUCGGGGAGAAGGAAGUUGCUGCUGUUCUCUCCAGAGUUCCAGCUGGUCACCACUAUCUGCAGAGAGCAGUCGCCUCCAUCCAUGGGGAUCUGCUCCAGGAUCCCAGAUGAUCUGCUGGACCCACAGGCAGCACUGGGACAGUCAGAAUGGGCAGUCUGUGAGUUCAGUCUUAGGAGAAUUCCAGCUGAGUCUCCCUGAAAUGGGAAUGCUGUUGCCCACUCAGCUCUAGUAUUCCUGCCUGUUUAGUAUCCUUAUGGCUUAGACCAAGUGGAAUGCUUGGUGUAGGCCACAAGCUUUACAAAAGCAGGAGUGUCUAAAGAGGAGAAAAAAUAAAUUCCUAGAUCCCUUGUAAAUUCGAGUUGCCUUUUAUCUUCUGUCAGGCACUGGUUGUCAUUCCUGGCACACAUAGUCAUGACUGAAUAGUCAUUCCAAGCGUGGAUAUUCUUUUGCCAUAGCCUAUUAAUUUUCUUGUUUACAGAGCUCUUGGACAAAGCAAUGAUGAAUGUUCUCUAAAUUAUUACAACUGGAGGUUACUUUUGCUGUUAUUGUUUCACUACCAUGCAAAAUUUAACAGAUCCCACCACCUCCAGUGUUUAUCCAUUGCAUGGCACUCCUCCCAGGCCAGACACUAUAUCCGUGCAUCUGGUUAAUUAACCAAUUAACCUGUAGCAAUUAGUCACCAAAGUCAGAACUAUUUUUGGAAUGAAGGCUAAAAAUCCCUGUGUUUGCUCACAGACUUUGGGGUGCAACAGCCUCAAAGCCAUCACUGUGAUUCUCUGGCUGAAGUUAAUUCUGAUAUUGUUUCUGGGUGCUAGGGCACUAUUGCAGUUUGGAAUGGCAUGGAAUUUUAGUGGGGAGACUGAACUCCUUAAACCUGGGAGUAUUUGUAGCUCUAGCUUGGUUUUGUGUAUAAUUUUGUGCAUUAUGUGGAUCUUGCUGUUGGAACUGAUCUCACCCUGUGUUGCUGAACCAAAUCACCAACCCUGGCUCAGCUCUCAGUUCUGCAGCUGCAAAUCCUUGUACCCUGUAAAAUAUGUUGAAUUUAAAAAUGUUUUCCUGUAUUUUAGUGUUUAUAUAUUUUGUCUUUUUACAAAGUUUGCUUCUAUUUGAAAAGUGGAAGUUUAAUAAAGAUCGGAUUUAUCAUUCUUCCUGCUUCAAAUGGGCAUUAUGGGCUGCUCUGUUUAAACUGGUGAUUGAAAAUUCAAUACUAAAUUAAAUUCAAAAUAUUGAAAUAUUAUUAAAGUUAAAUACUUGGGAGGACUUGUCAUAAUAUGAUAUUUUUUCCUUGCCUUUUCUAGUGCUAGUUUUCUGUAUCCUGGCUUUUCAGAAGAAUUUAUUAUAUUUUAAUUAGGAAGAUAGUAGUCAAAUGAUUCUCAGCUUGGGUACUAUACCUGGAAUUUUGAAUGUCCCCAGGCCAUUCUCCUGUGCAUCAC
Molecule: messenger RNA, 7813 nt
Organism: Prinia subflava (tawny-flanked prinia)
Lineage: Eukaryota; Metazoa; Chordata; Aves; Passeriformes; Cisticolidae
Gene: KNL1
Product: kinetochore scaffold 1
Biological process (GO): protein localization to kinetochore; cell division; attachment of spindle microtubules to kinetochore
Cellular component (GO): nucleus
Source: RefSeq, a predicted model, not a curated record